This is a messenger RNA of Capsicum annuum, 3635 nucleotides long. Its product is annotated as putative pentatricopeptide repeat-containing protein At3g23330. The record is from RefSeq and is a predicted model, not a curated record. NCBI's taxonomy places the organism in Eukaryota, Viridiplantae, Streptophyta, Magnoliopsida, Solanales, Solanaceae. The transcript has a single exon. Gene Ontology annotation, molecular function: RNA binding; protein binding; zinc ion binding. Gene Ontology annotation, biological process: RNA modification. Bases 146 to 2701 code for a protein of 851 amino acids.
UUUUUUUUUUGAAAGAAAUGUGUUGUCACUGCACAGAGUGGGACAUUAUUUUCAAGAAUGUGAGCAACAUAGAUUACAACAAAGACACCAUUUUUAAUGUUGAAGAAAAUCAAGAUUCACCCCAAAAUCCCAUUGAACCCAAAAAAUGAAAUCUUCAACUGAAACCCUCAUUAAAACAAUCUUAAAGAACCCAAACUCCAUUAAAACAAACUCCCAAACCAAGCAACUCCAUGCCCAAAUCAUAAAAACAAGAGGGUCAAAAUCAGUUUCACUUAACACUAUAAUUCUAGGUAUUUACUCUAACCUUAACCUACUUAAAGAAUCUUUACAAGUUUUUAACAACUUUACUUAUGUACCAGCAAAAGCAUGGAAGUCACUUGUUAGAUGUUAUUGUUGUAAUGGGUAUUUUCUUGAUUGUUUGUCUUGUUUUGUUGAAAUGAGGGGGUGGGGUAAGUUGCCUAGUAGAGAUGUUUUUCCUUCUGUGAUUAGAGCAUGUACCCAUUUGAAAGAAUUCAGAGUUGGUGAAUGUGUUCAUGGUUGUGUUAUCAGGUUUGGCAUGGAAAGUGAUGUUUAUACUGGCAAUGCACUUAUGAAUAUGUAUGCAAAAUUGCAGCUUUCGUCGAAUGAUUGUUAUGUGUUUGGUGGAAUUCCUCAGUUAAAUAAUCGUGUUAGUAGUCGUAGAAGCAAUGUGUAUGGUGUGGCCCAAGAUUCUGAGGUUGGAGUUGAUGGUGCGAGUCAAGUACCCGUUUUGUAUCAAGAAAGAAGGAAUGAGUUUGAUGGAAUUCCCCUGUCGAAUCGCCUUAGUAGUCAUGGGAGCAGUUUGGUUGUUGAUGAUAGUGUGUCCAAAGGUUCUGUGGUCGGAGUUGAUGGUAUGAGUCAAGUACCAGUUUUGUAUCAAGAAAGAAGGAAUGCGUUUGAUGGAGUUCCCCCGUUAAAUCGCUUUAAUAAUCGUAGAAGCAGUUUGGUUGUUGAUGAUAGUGUGUAUAGUGUCUCCCAAGAUUCUGAGGUUGGAGUUGCUGGUAUUGGUCAAGUACCAGUUUUGUAUCAAGAACGAAGGAAUCAGUUGAUAAGGAGUGAAAAAAGUCAUUUUGAGUCUUUAAGUGGCCGUAUGGUGAAGAAUGCUAGAAGAUUAGAUAGUGUGAGUAAGAUUUUUCAAAUGAUGCCAAAUAAAGAUGUUGUUUCGUGGAAUACUGUGAUUGGUGGAAAUGUACUAAGUGGAUUGCAUGAAGAAGCUCUGGAAAGGUUAAGGGAGAUGGGCAAUGCCAAUUUGAAGCCUGACUGUUUCACUCUGUCAAGUGUCCUUCCUGUCUUUGCGACGCAUGCUGAUGUCUCGAAGGGAAAAGAGAUUCAUGGUUAUGCAAUUAGACACGGGUUUGACAAAGAUGAGUUUAUUGGGAGUAGCUUAAUUGAUAUGUACGCAACUUGUACCAGAGUUGAGGAUUCUUAUAGGGUGUUUAAUUUAUUACCACAAAAGGACGACGUUUCAUGGAACUCAAUAAUAGCAGGAUGUGUGCAAAACGGUACUUUUGAUGACGGGCUGAGACUGUUUAGGCAGAUGUUAGCUGCUAAUGUCAUGCCUGUGGAAGUUUCUUUCUCAGCUAUACUUCCUGCCUGUGCUCAUUUGACCACACUACAUCUAGGGAAACAACUCCAUGCGUACAUAACAAGAAUGGGGUUUGAUCAAAACAUGUAUGUAGCUAGCUCACUUGUGGACAUGUAUGCCAAAUGUGGGAGGAUAAUGACUGCUAGAUGGAUUUUCGAUAGGAUGGAGGUACACGAUUCAGUUUCAUGGACGGCCAUAAUCAUGGGGUAUGCAUUGAAUGGUCAUGCCUGCGAGGCCACUGUUCUAUUUGAAAAUAUGCAACGUGAUGGGAUAAAUCCCAAUGCUGUGGCUUAUCUAGCUAUAUUAACUGCUUGCAGCCACGCUGGUUUGGUUGAUGAAGGUUGGAGUCAUUUUACGAGUAUGAUCAGACAUGGUGUUUCUCCUCAUCUUGAGCACUACGCUGCUAUUGCAGACCUUCUUGGUCGUGCUGGAAAAUUAUCAGAAGCUUACAAGUUUAUCACUGACAUGCCUAUUAAGCCCACCGGGAGUGUUUGGGCUACUCUGCUAUCAGCUUGCCGAGUUCACAAAAAUGUUGGACUGGCUGAAAAAGUUGCCAAAGAAAUGACUACAGCUGAUCCUGGGAACAUGAGCCCUUAUCUGCUCUUGUCAAAUAUGUAUUCUGUAGCUGGGAGAUGGAAAGAUGCAUCAAAAUUAAGAACUAAUAUGCAGAAGAAAGGAAUGAGAAAACCACCAGCCUGCAGCUGGAUAGAAGUUAGGAACCAGGUGCAUGCUUUUGUCUCGGGAGACACAUCUCACCCAUAUUAUGAUCAGAUACACGAAACACUAAGAGAUCUUUAUGAACGCUUGAAACAAGAAGGUUACGUUCCUCAGACUAGUGAGGCACUGCAUGAUGUUGAUGAGGAGCAAAAGGCUGAUCUGCUGUAUACUCAUAGCGAACGGCUUGCGAUAGCAUUCGGUAUUAUUAGUACACCUGCUGAGACAACUAUUCGCAUAACCAAGAAUCUCCGUGUCUGCGUAGACUGUCACACAGCCAUAAAGUUCAUAUCCAAAAUUAUGGAGAGAGAGAUAAUUAUUAGAGAUAAUAGUCGAUUUCAUCUUUUCAAAGAUGGAAAUUGUUCAUGUGGAGACUACUGGUGAUGGUAGCUAUGGUUAUAUAUCCAUAAUGUAGCAUAAAGAGCUUUAUUAUAGGCAAUAAAAGGGGAAAACACAUAUGGGGAGGUUCCGAGGAAAUGACAGAGAUUAUAUAGGAGUUCAGACAGUCUCUAGUAUUUCGCAUUUUGUGAGAAAAUAUAGAGGUCAUGCCUCAGUGCUUUGACGCGGUCUCCCAAAGGCUGUUUAAAUGUAUCAUAUUGGAGGCAUGGAUAUCAUCAAUCAAUUCAGCUAGCAAACUGGAGAAAUGCCCUGAUGUGAAACUUUCGAUUUCUCCUGGUGUUACAACAGGUUAGAGCUUUGAAGCCCUAAUAUUCUUGAACUUGUGGUUGUUGUGCCUUCUUGGUGAUGGAAUUUGGAAUUCCACAAGGUCAUAUAACAAGUGAGGAGGAUUUUGGAACUUGACUUAUAACUUUUAACUUUUGACUUUUCCUAUAAAUUUCAAAUUUUUAAGUGACUUCAGAAUGUUUUGUGCAAUCUGGAAAGAGAAGUUGCAGAGAAAAACGUGAAAUAUUUGAUGUCAAAUGUAGUGCUUGCUAGCUUUGUCAUUUUGGAAGACCAAACUUCUUUUGAAGAAUACUUCAAAAAUUUGAAGCUAAAUACUUGAUUUAAGUAAUUCUUUUUUAAGAAAAAAAAAGAAGGAAAAAAAGUUAUUGAUAUCUUCUUAUUGGACUCAAUUUGAUCUCUCAAUUAGCUUUGACAAAUUCAUAUUAUCUAGCUAAGACUAUGUACAAAAUGUAAACUCAUUAAAUUGAUGUAUAUUAAAAUAAUAUAAACAUGAUGCGCUUGUUCAAUCAAACCAAGUUUAGUUUUGUGAUAUUUUAUUUCAAAUUGACCCAAAAAAAAAAAAAAGAAAAAUCCCAUUUUGACAUUGUGCAAUCAAUGAAAAUUUCAAAUUAUAGUCUAAGAAGGAUUUUUGGCG